CUGGCUUAGAGUUAACAAAACCUAUAAACUGAGGGAAAGAAAAAAUAGCAAAAACGCUCAAAACUAUUUGUGAAUCAGGGAAUAGAAACAGAGAAUCGGGUUUCUCACAUGGAAGAAAAACCAAAAAAUAUUUUCACUUAUUUUUCCUGUGUUGCAGAUCAACUUAAAACUAAAGAUUGAUGUGGCCCUGAACUCAGCAUCAUGGAUCAGAGAGAGGAGCUGAAAGAAGGAGAAACUAAGAGCAAACAAUCUGACGAUGAAGUGGAACCAGAAUCCUGGGAGACUAUGUCCAAACAGGAUUUUAUUGACUUUAAAUCAAACCAGCCUUCAUCUAGAAAGAAACCUCAGCUUUCGCUGUCCAGCUGUUCAUCUGGACAACUGUCAGAAAAAGACCAACCUCCAUCUUCAAAGAGAGUGAAGCAGAUCUCAGAGGUUCCUAGUGGUCAGUCUCCCCAACAGCAUCCAACAGAACUGGACUCCAUAUUUAAGGAGCUGAAAAAGAAGAUUUUCACCUUUGAGGAAAGUGAGCUGAAAAAGAUCCAAAUGGUUCUGGGUUCAGAUUACCCAGAAGGUUUAGAUGAGAAUAAGGAGGAGGAUGAAGUUUUGGCAGGUGAAAAUAACCAGCAGAUGAAGAAGAGCAGAGAAGCAUUUGAGAAGAUCACACAGCACUUCCUGAGGAUGAUGAACCAGGAGAAGCUGGCUGACCGUCUUCAAAGCAAAUCAUUCACCACCUGUCAACAAACACUAAAAUCUAACAUGAAGAAAAAGUUCCAGUCUGUGUUUGAAGGAAUAGCAAAAUCAGGAAAUCAAAGCUUUCUAAAUGAGAUCUACACAGAGCUCUACAUCACAGAGGGAGGAUCUGAAGAGGUCAAUGAUGAACAUGAGGUCAGGCAGAUUGAAACCAUGUCCUGGAAACCAGAACGGUCAGAAACAGCAAUUAGACAUGGAGACAUAUUUAAACCUGUAUAUGGAAGAGAUGAACCAAUAAAAACAGUGAUGACAACUGGAGUGGCUGGCAUUGGGAAAACAGUCCUAACACAGAAGUUCACUCUGGACUGGGCAGAAGACCAAACCAACCAGGACAUCCAGUUCACGUUUCCAUUCACGUUCAGAGAGCUGAAUCUGUUAAAAGAACAGUUCAGCUUGGUGGAGCUUAUUCACUAUUUUUUUAGUGAAACCAAAGGAAUAUUAAAAUUUGAAGAGUUAAAGGUUGUGUUCAUUUUUGAUGGUUUGGAUGAGAGUCGACUUUCACUGGACUUCCACAACAAUGAGAUCCUGAUGGAUGUAAGAAAGUCCACCUCAGUAGAUGUUCUUCUGACAAACCUCAUCAGAGGGAACCUGCUUCCCAAAGCUCACCUCUGGAUAACCACACGACCUGCAGCAACCAAUCGAAUCCCUCCUGAGUUCAUUGGCAUGAUGACAGAAAUUAGAGGAUUCACUGACCCACAGAAAGAUGAGUACUUCACAAAAAGAUUUAGAUAUAAGAAGCAGGCCAGCUUGGUAAUCUCCCAUAUAAAGAAAUCCAGAACCCUCCACAUCAUGUGCCACAUCCCAAUCUUCUGCUGGAUCACUGCUACAGUUGUGGAAGACAUGUUGAACAAGCAAGAUGGAGAAGAGCUGCCAAAGACCCUGACUGAGAUGUACAUCCACUUCCUGGUGGUGCAGAACAAACUGAAGGUCAUCAAGUAUGAUGGAGGAGCUGAGACAGAUUCACACUGGAGUCCAGAGAGCCGGAAGAUGAUCGAGUCUCUGGGAAAACUGGCUUUUGAACAGCUGCAGAAAAGAAACCUGAUAUUUUAUGAAUCAGACCUGGAAGAGUGUGGCAUUGAUAUCAGAGCAGCUUCAGUGUGUUCAGGAGUUUUCACACAGAUCUUCAGAGAAGAAAGAGGGCUGUACCAGAUCAAAGUGUUCUGCUUUGUCCAUCUGAGUGUUCAGGAGUUUCUGGCUGCUCUUCAUGUUCACCUGACCUUCAUCAAAUCAGGAAUCAAUCUGCUGGCAAAAGGUGAAAUGAAAUCCAAGGAGAUAGAAAAACAAAACCAUGCUUCUUCAGAGACAGAAAUGUACAAGAGUGCUGUGGACAUGGCCCUAGAGAGUCCAGACGGACACCUGGACUUGUUCCUCCGCUUUCUACUUGGUCUUUCACUGGAGACCAAUAAACAUCGCUUAAGAGGCUUUGUGGCACAGACAGAAGACAGUUUAGGAACUAACAAAGACACAGCCCAGUACAUCAAGGAGAAGUUGAAUCAUUAUGGUGUUGAGAAAAACAUCAAUCUGUUCCACUGUCUAAGUGAACUAAAUGAUCAGUCUCUGAUGGAGGAAAUCCAACAAUCUCUAUGUACAGGAAGUCUUUCAAUACACCAGCUGUCUCCUGCUCAGUGGUCAGCUCUGAACUUCAUCCUACUUUCAUCAGAGAAAGAUUUGGAGACAUUUGACCUGAAGAAAUACUGUGCUUCAGAGGAAGCUCUUCAGAGACUGCUGCCAAUAGUCAAUGCCUCCAGCAAAGCUAUACUGAGUGGGUGUAACCUCUCAGAGAGAAGCUGUGAAGCUCUGUCCUCAUUGCUCAGCUCAACAUCCUCUAGUCUCAGAGAUCUGGACCUGAGUAACAACAACCUGACAGAUUCAGGAGUGAAGCUGCUCUGUGAGGGACUGAUGAGUCCUAACUGUGAGCUGGAGAUUCUCAGGCUUUCAGGCUGCCGGAUCACAGAGGAAGGUUGUGCUGCUCUGGCUUCAGCUCUGACUGUGAACUCCUCUCACCUGAAGGAACUGGACCUCAGCUACAAUAAUCCAGGAGAGGCAGGAAGGAAGAGUCUAGAAGCUAUAUUGAAUAAUCCAAGCUUCAAACUGGACUCUCUGAGCAUGGAGCCUGCAGGAGACAAAUGGAUGAAACCAGGUCUGAGGAAAUAUUCCUGUUCACUAACAGUCGACCUAAACACUGUAAGCAGAUUCCUCAAACUUUCUGACAAAAACAGGAAGAUGACACAUUUGGAAGAGGAGCAGCCGUAUCCUGAUCAUCCAGACAGAUUUGAUCUCUAUCAGCUGCUGUGUACUGAUGGUCUGACUGGUCGCUGUUACUGGGAGGUUGAGUGGAGUGAGAAAGUCUAUGUAUCACUGAGUUACAGGGGAAUAAAAAGAAAGGGAGAGAGUGAAGACAGCUGGUUUGGAUUUAAUAAUAAAUCCUGGAGUCUAAUCUGCUCUGAUGAUGGUUACACUGUUUGGCAUGAUGGUGUAAAAAAAGCUUUCAUCCCUGAUCCCUCCUUCUCCUCUUCCUCCUCUGUCUCUGGCAGAAUAGCUGUGUAUGUGGACUGUCCUGCUGGGACUCUGUCUUUCUACAGAAUCUCUUCAGAUACACUGAUCCACCUCUACACCUUCAACACCAAAUUCACUGAAACUCUUUAUCCUGGAUUUGGGUUCAGGGAUCUUUCAGGAGUGUGUUGGUUCUCAUUUUAGAAAAGUCUUAAGUCCUUUUCAAAACUAAUACAACAUCUAAAGAGGUAUCAAUGCAUUAAAAACAGAAGAAAAUAAUAAAAAGUCACAUUAAAUAAAACUGUUUUGUAAAGAAACAACACAGUCCGUCAUUCUUAAGUCCAAACAAAGGAGAAUUCUGGAGUCUAGGAUCCACUGAACUAAAGACUCUGUAUUCCUUUGUUUUCAAUUUACCAUAAAGUAUGAAAACCUGUAGGAUUUGUCAGAAGCCUGGCAGCAUCAUUUAGUCUGGCAGCAUCAUUUAGUCUGGCAGUAUCAUUUAGUCUGGCAGCAUCAUUUAGUCUGGCAGCAUCAUUUAGUCUGGCAGCAUCAUUUUGUUUACUUUGCAACCAUUCUAGGGAAGGUAUGCUAAGAUACACAGAGUGCACUGAUCUAACCAAAGCCUGGAUAAUCAGUUCUGAGAAUAAAGAUUUCAUUACCAGAUGAUUAAUAGGAAUGAAUCAAAGACUGGAUGUGCAUCCAAAGUAAAGUCAGAAUGUAAGAUUUUGCCCAAAACCUCUCAGUUCUUUGUCAAUAAGCUCUGUGAAAUGCAUUUUUCUGAUGUACAUCUUUGUUCUCUAAGUUUGUGAAAACUGGUUAAGAAGUAGAUUUUCUUAGUUGCUAUUGGUGACUGAAGACAGUGUAACGUAAUCUACUGUCUUACUUGUGUAAUCUACUUGCACUUUUGAGCCAUUUGAACAGCACUAUAUUCUAAUGUUACAGUAAUGACGUUAUGCAUUGUUUCUUUUCUUGUGAUUAGAUUAAUUAUUAAUAAGAAAAAUUAAUAAUUAAUUCUUGGAAAAUAUACUUCUUCACUAAUAUGUCAUAAGUGUUACACAUAAAUGAUAUAAAAGUGAGUUACUGACAUCUUAUUUAUAUUUGCACAACAUUAUUUAUGUACAUUAUUUUACAUCCUGCCCCAUUAAGGUUGGUGUCAGGAUCUGGGGGUGUUUUUGAAUUAGGUUGUGGAUUUUUGUCAUUUUUGGUGUUCCUUUGACUUUUCUACAUUAGUUUGCCCUGUUUUCCACUUCUGUUCUCCCUAGUUAUUGUAGUUAUAUUUUUCUUGCUUCUGAGUUAUUUUCUGAUGCUCUAGUUUAUCAUAUUUCUAUAAUCUAAGUUGUUCCUUAGUGUUAUAAUUAUUUCCUGUUCCCCUGUAUUCUCUCCCCUAUUUUCCUGUGUCACUUUCUUUUUCCCCCUCCUCAGCCUAGUUCUGUAAUCAGUUAGCUUAUUAGCCCUGGUCCAUUGUUCCCACUAUCAACCUCCCAAUAUUAAAGCUUCUUAUUCUCCAGUUACAACUCACUGGUUCAUCAUGUCAUCUCACCUUGUCCCCUUCUCCCUGGUUCCCUUGUGUUCUCUUUAUGUUUCUGUUUUCGAUUUAUUUUUUGUUUCUUGGACUUUGUAUUUUUAUUUUUUCAUUAGCUUUUGAACCUCACCUUCAUCUCCUGCCUGCUGCAUUUGGCUCGACACAUCAACACAUGCUAACAGUUGGAAAUGUCAAGUUUUCAUUUUGGCUUCAAGUCUGUAUAAUAUUUACCUUUUCAAGUCAGGUUGGUGUUUACUUUUUCCCUGAAUAAAUGAAAUCAUUUUAAAAAUUGUUUUGUGGAUUUAAUUUUGCGAUCUUUGUCUCUUGUGGUAAUUGUUGAUGUGGGCACUUGACCAGGGCAGCAUGAGAAUGAGGGGAAAUAACCCAUAGAAGACACUUGUUUAUCUCCUAAAUAAAUGACAGUAGUCAACGAGGAGUUGGAGCUCCAUGAGGUUGACUAGGGGCACCACUAAAAGAUGUGCUUCAACAGGCCAGUAUUCAUAUUCUUCAUUGCAGUUUGUAUCGCUGUUAAAACUAUACUAUAUAAUACUAUAUACCACCAGAGGGCAGCAUUUCAGUACUAGGAACUUGAACAUAUUUCAGAUUCAAACUCACUGUAACAGACUGCUACACAAGAUCUUUUCUGCCCACAAUCAUCAACAUAAACACCUUUUUGAAGAAUCUUGAUUUAAUGUGUUGCAUUUAAUUUCCCUUUGGGAUCUGUUAGAAUAUAUUCUCAUAUUAACAUGUCUUUGAGUUUUUUGUGUUGUGCUUCUGCUGUCUAAUUUGCUUUGAGGUGCACACCUGCAAGUUCUGUGUCCUGUUCCUUUCACUUUCUGUUAAGUUUUAUUUUUGUGCAUGUUGUUCUGCAGGAGUCAGAAUGAGUUGUUGGCAGCACUAUUCUGAAAAAAUUGGACCUGUGAGUUAGCAAUAAAGAAAAUACAGCUAUCUGACUA
Gambusia affinis (western mosquitofish) is the source of this 5721-nucleotide messenger RNA. Its product is annotated as protein NLRC3-like. The coding region runs from base 202 to 3447 and encodes 1081 amino acids. Gene Ontology annotation, molecular function: protein binding. Lineage: Eukaryota; Metazoa; Chordata; Actinopteri; Cyprinodontiformes; Poeciliidae. The transcript has 11 exons. The record is from RefSeq and is a predicted model, not a curated record.